GUGCGCUGACGUCAGCCUGCGGGUAACCCCCAGGUCCGCUUCAACUGAAGAUCUGUUUUGAGACAAAGGACCGGGAGCUCAGUGCCGGCGGCCGGUUGAGUUUGUUGGGGCUGAGCUUUAAUUUUGCGGGAUGUCAGGACGUGGAAAAGGCGGCAAGGGGCUGGGGAAAGGAGGAGCCAAGCGCCACCGGAAAGUGCUCCGGGAUAAUAUCCAGGGGAUCACCAAGCCGGCGAUCCGCCGGCUGGCUCGGCGAGGCGGAGUGAAGCGAAUCUCCGGCCUCAUCUACGAGGAGACCCGCGGCGUUUUGAAAGUCUUCCUGGAGAACGUGAUCCGGGACGCGGUCACUUACACCGAGCACGCCAAGAGGAAGACGGUGACCGCCAUGGAUGUGGUGUACGCCUUGAAACGGCAGGGUCGCACUCUCUACGGUUUCGGCGGAUAAGAAGCCGGUUCAAACAUCGUUCAAGACGGACUUUAUUACACAUCGGGCUUUUUAUUCCCGUUUAAAAAAAAACACACACACAUGGCUUUGCUUUUAGUGGCGCGCUUACUUAUUGUGUUCUCGCAGUUCCGAGUCCGUCUUUUGGGGUGGGGGAAAUUGUGAAGCUCUAGUUUCUGAUUGGCUGCCUCGUAGUUUGAAAGUUGCCCAAUAGGAACCUGCACCACCGUCUAUCCUUCAUUUGCAUAUCAGUCUUUAUAAAUACCGAGAGUGCGCGGCCCUCGGCUAUUCUAGCUCCACGUUGGUUGCUUCUUUUGAGUUUGUCCUUGUUUCUACAAUCCCGGGACUUUUGAUUCCUAUUCGCUUCGAAGAUCUGAUUAUUGUGAUGAGUGAGACAUUUUUUUUUAAAAAGUAGAUCCUGUAUGCAAUUCGGGACCAGUGAUUUUUUUUUAAUGAAAUGUCGCCUUCGCUAUUUUUGAAACUUUGUUGCAGACCCUCUUCCUGUAAUAAAAAAAUUGAGUUCA
Messenger RNA from Carcharodon carcharias (great white shark), 963 nucleotides. Its product is annotated as histone H4. The record is from RefSeq and is a predicted model, not a curated record. Gene Ontology annotation, molecular function: structural constituent of chromatin; protein heterodimerization activity; DNA binding. The transcript has a single exon. The coding region runs from base 131 to 442 and encodes 103 amino acids. Gene Ontology annotation, biological process: nucleosome assembly. Gene Ontology annotation, cellular component: nucleosome. Lineage: Eukaryota; Metazoa; Chordata; Chondrichthyes; Lamniformes; Lamnidae.